Molecule: messenger RNA, 3315 nt
Organism: Perca flavescens (yellow perch)
Lineage: Eukaryota; Metazoa; Chordata; Actinopteri; Perciformes; Percidae
Product: neutral cholesterol ester hydrolase 1
Exons: 5
Coding region: 74-1294 (406 amino acids)
Cellular component (GO): membrane
Molecular function (GO): carboxylic ester hydrolase activity
Source: RefSeq, a predicted model, not a curated record
GUUUCGUCGCCUGCGAACCGGGGUAGUAGUCCCGUAUGAACACUAGGCUUCAGGCAGGCAAAAGUCCGCCAAGAUGAGGCUCCGUUUGGCCGGAGCCGUGCUGCUGUCGGCGGCCGCUUACUACGUCUACCUGCCGUUACCGAGCGGCGUGAGCGAGCCGUGGAAGCUGAUGCUGCUGGACGCGCUGUUCCGGAGCUUCAUGCAGGCGAGUGACGUGGCUCACGCGCUGGGUGUGUGCCACAGGGUGCACCUGUUGAACCGGCUGGUGUCCUGGGUGGAGGAGAUCGAGGCUCGCUCCUGCAGCGCCGUGCACGUGGCCGACUCCACGCUGGGCGGGGUGCCCACGCGAGUCUUCCAGCCGAAGGGGGGGAAGCAGCUGAAGAGGGGAGUCAUAUAUUUCCACGGUGGAGGUUGGGCGCUUGGCAGCGGGAGGAUGCGAUCGUACGACCUUCUUUGUCGGAAAAUGGCGGAGGAGCUGGACUCUGUCAUCAUGUCCGUGGAUUACCGUCUCGCUCCAGAGGCGGUGUUCCCAGAUCAGUACCACGAUGCGUUAGCAGCGUCGCGGGCCUUCCUGUCCCUUCCUGUUUUGGAGCGCUACAGCAUCGAUCCUGAGAGGGUGUGUGUGUCUGGGGACAGCGCCGGGGGAAACCUGGCUGCUGCUGUGGCGCAGGAGCUCGGCUCAGAUGACGGUCUGACAGUGAAGUUUAAGGUCCAGGCGUUGAUCUACCCGGUGCUGCAGGCGCUCGACUUCUACACCCCGUCCUACCAGCAGAACCGGGCCGUGCCCAUCCUCCACAGGCCCGUCAUGGCUCGUUUCUGGCUGCAGUACCUGGGCGCCGACAUGUCCCUGGAGCCCCUCCUGCUCGCCAACAACCACAGCUCCCUGGACCAGCCGGCCAUCAGCGGAAGCACCCGCUCCAAGCUGGACUGGACCGCUUUGCUCCCGGCCGAACGCAGGAAGCACUUUCGUCCGGUUGUGAAAGAGACGGGAUCGCCGGGGGUGAUGGGUAAGGUACCGCAGCUUUUGGACGUGAGGGCGGCCCCGCUGCUGGCGGAACAGGGAGUUCUGGGUAGGACGCCGAAAGCCUACGUGAUGACUUGUGAGUUUGACGUGCUGAGGGACGACGGGUUGAUGUACGUCAGACGCCUGCAGAGCGCCGGCGUCGCGGUGACCAGCGAUCACUACGAGGACGGUUUUCAUGGCUGCAUGGUGUUCGCGUACCUGCCGAUGAAGUCUAGCGUCGGACAGCGGAGCAUGAACAACUACAUCCGCUGGCUGGACCAGAAUCUGUAGACAAACUCGCCGCUCCAGUUCCUCGUCAGCCGGUUGUUCGUGGCACCAAAGACGCACCGGAGCAGAAAGUUUGGUACGUGAGAGCUCCUUGUUAGAUCUGCGAUGAGGAAACACCUCUUUGAUUAUUACAAAUAUGAUCCAUGUUAGAUCUACUGUGUAAGACACCAGACAGGAUAACAUAUCAGCUGCUUUAUCUGCAAACCGAACCAAGAAAUCAAAUUUAAAGGCUCAUGAUAUACUUGCUUUUUACCAACGUGUACGUGCAGACAAGUGAUGUUUCGGUUAUUACCCUCAUAGUGUUUUAAAACAUUCUUGUGGCAGGGCCAAAUCGUUCCUGACAGACACCAGGAAAACUUUCUUGAGAACUUCUGCCACAAUGUGCAUUCAAACGGGCUUUUAAAAGCAAAUAUGUCAAUUCAGUGCAGCCAAACGUCACCGGGUCAAACGGACCACAAAGCAUCUUCACUGAGUCCUGAAACCAAAACAUUUCUAAUCAAAAGGUAAUCAAUGAAAGUGACAAUUUUGCGGAAGGCCAUAAAUCCGAUGCGUUCUUUUGGAAAAUGACAGUGUACUUAAAGAUAAACGUAUGUAAUGGCUUUAAUAUGAGGUCCUCAUCUGAAAAUCCCUCCUACACUGAGGGGGUGUUAUCCGAAGUGGGAAACUAAAAGAGAAAAGUACUGGUACCAAAACAACGAGUCAAGUCAAGCAGAGCCGAACCACACAGUGAAAACAGGACAUUAGUGGACUGGAGCAGGACAACAUCCAACAACUAUUGGGGAAGAUUAAAAAUGUCAGUUAAAGCCAGUGUGCUGAGAAGGAAACUCCAGUAUCUUUUAGUGAAAUGAAGAGCCUUGAAUAUUCUUCCUGAUUACUUUUAAAGGUCAAAGUCACUCAGAAGUUCAUCUUUUAUUCUUUUAUGAUGCACUGAGACGCUGAAACAGUCUGCUCUGCGUGUGCCUGCAUGUGUGUGUGUGCGCGGUAAAAGUAUGCCAAAGUUCACAGCUGUGUAUACUCACUGGAUUGUGCAAUAUUUUGUGUUUCAACGCCGCUCUCUGUAACUUCACCCUCUGAUGACCACUGUACUGCACGGCCAAUGCAAUGAUGAUGGCGAUGAUGAUGUGAAAUGUAUAAAAGAUUUACUGUAUCACCCUGAGAAAAGAAAUCCCAAAUGGACUCUCAUGUCCCCCACCCCCCCCAAUUGCUGCUGGCCCUAAACUAAUAUAAAGAACCGACGACAGCGAGCGUCAGGCAGACUCGUUUUUGGCUUUCGGCCCAAACGACAGCAGAAACACUGAGGCGAGCGUGGUCAUGACUUCACAUUAUCUUCAAUUUCUUUCUCUUUUUUUCUUUUUGGUAUUGUAACACUGGCGUUCAGGAGACUGUGAUUUUCUAGAAAUGAAUCCAUUCCUAACAUGGAUUUUUUUUGUGAGCAAUUACCCCUUUAUACACGCAUUUUAUACACUUUCUAUUAAAGAGUGACUAUGUGUGAUAUCUGUAGUGAAAAUAUAUCAUUUAUAAAUAACAAAUAUAAAUUUAAAACGUAGAUGAGGCAACAGGGAUUACAGAGAAAGACUUUAGAAUGUUGAAAAAGUGGUUGAAAGUGCUGUAACUUUAUCGCUGUAAUGUGAAACGUCACAUUAAAUUCUUUAAUGUUGUAUAAAUAGCUUUUAAUAUAAAGCAGGGGUUAUGCAACAGGUUGUUUCAGAAAGCAGAUAAACGAAACGGGCCCCGAAUGUACUCUGGCAGCACUGAUAAAUCCUAUAAAGUAGCCGUUUUAUUGGCUUGUGACAACUCAAGUUUUAUGUUGGGAGCAGGAUCCCAAUAUUUUCUUUGUUUUGGUUUUUUAAUAAUGUGCUUUAUGUGUGUGGGGGUUUAUUGCAGAGGGGAUUUUUCUGUCGGUUCACAUUACAUUCCUGUUUUUACUGUUAAUACAAGGACGAGAAGUGCGGAGGAGACGUUCAGCAGCACCUGAGGGCUGUGAGCUCUGGCGGCCAUAUUGGAGGUCCUCAGCUUUUAAUAGA